AGCGGUCUGUGUACCGAGCGCUCUAACCGCGGUCGUGCAUUGUGCACGACCCCGGCUGGUUUCCCCCACGAGGAAACUGCAGAGCCGCGAGCUGGGGAGCCUGUCAGCCUCCCGAGCAGUGGGGCAGGGAAUCAGCUAUGUCUUUCUGUCCUGGCGGAGUGCUAGGUGGGGAGCACUGCAGACCCAUAGGUGGGCAGGGACGACGUUUCAUGACCCGCUGUCCUCGCAGCCUGGCCUCUGACCCCUCCCUAGGCCCGCACUCAGCCCUAAUCCCCCCCAAUCCCGGGCGAGGCCCAACUGACCUCGCGGGCUCUGGCGCCUCCUGGUGGCCGCCGGCGGCUCCACAGCGCUGCCCACGCACACCUCGGCGCCGGCUCCCGCAUCUCCUCCUCCACACAAACCAGGGCCGAGCCGCAGCCUCUGCUCCACGGAGCUUCGGCUGGCCUCGCCCCGAGCCGCGCGGUCACCACGCCCCGCUGUGCCCGCAGGCCGGCUGCCACGUGGAGCUGCUGUUCCUGCGCUACAUCUCCGACUGGGACCUGGACCCGGGCCGCUGCUACCGCGUCACCUGGUUCACGUCCUGGAGCCCCUGCUACGACUGCGCGCGGCACGUGGCCGACUUCCUGCGCGGGAACCCGAACCUCAGCCUGCGCAUCUUCACCGCGCGCCUCUACUUCUGCGACGGCCGCAAGGCGGAGCCCGAGGGGCUGCGGCGGCUGCACCGCGCGGGCGUCCAGAUCGCGGUCAUGACCUUCAAAGAUUAUUUUUACUGCUGGAACACUUUCGUCGCGAACCGUGAGAAAACAUUCAAGGCCUGGGAGGGGCUACACGAGAACUCGGUCCGUCUGUCCAGACAGCUGCGGCGCAUCCUGUUGCCGCUCUACGAGGUGGACGACCUGCGCGACGCCUUCCGCGUGCUGGGGCUUUGAACGCCGUCCCCAGGAGCCGCAUGCGCAGCGCCUCAUCCCUGCGGAAGAGAACGAAUGAAAGAGCGGAGCUUCACGUCUGCGCUUCCUUCUGCAGUUCUCACUUUCUUAGCGUGCCGCGGGAGAAAUAUUUGUACGACUGUUUGAAAAUACCCACGUCUUGCAAAUAGAGCAGGAGCGCUGGCGUAGCUGGAGGAAGCGGCCAUCGGCGCAGGCUCGGGCGCAGCGUCGCCCUCGCCUGGCUGCAUCGGAACUGCAGGGCCCGUGGGCGCAUCCUGAACGCCUUUCUGACCUGCAGCAGGCCAGCGCUGCAAAGCCCGCUGAGAGCUGUCCUGUCAGGAUCCCUGUUGCCUCAGCUAUCUGAGCUGUCCUAGCCUCUUCUGACGAGCCCCAUCCUCUGGUGGGCUCCUAAUGAGAAACUCUGGGUGACCCCGACCUCCUCCCCGCCAAGCAUUAAUGAGCAAGCUCAUGUUUUUGUAUUUGUAAGGACGGGGACUUGGGAGGUGGGGUGGAAACUAGUGUAGGUCACCUUUGGCUGACUUUGGUAAGGGAUCUCAGUUAAAACAGACGUGAGGAGGGCCGGGCGCGGUGGUGCAGGACUGUGAUCCUAACAUACUGGUGGCCGAGGCAGGAGGAUCCCUGUUGGAGCUGGAGACCAGCCUCGGCUACUUAGUGAGACCUUGUCUCAGAAACAAACAAAACACAAACAUGAGGCCUGUGAAGAAGGCGCCAUGUGAUGACCUGAUGUCUCAGUGGCACCAUCCUCUGGAAACACAGACGCUGAAAGUCGCCUAUAAACACUCACGGACCUCAUGGCCAGUGCCCAGCAGGAUUUGGAGCGGUGCCGCUUGCAUGUCGAGAAGAGGAGAAUUUCUUCUCUCGUAUGAGUCUGCUGACGCCAGCCAGGCCUAGGUUUUGUACUUUGAUAUGUGUGAUGCUCUCCCCAGAGUUACACUAAUUGGCUAAAGAGGCACCAGGAGCCACAUCAUCGAGGGAGGUGGGGCACGGUGAGAGGAGCUGUGUUGCACCCUGCAGAGGGCUGAGGCCCCUGCGCCUACUCCACUGCCAAAGUGUGUCCUAGAACCGAGGGGAGAGAUUUCCAAGAAUCUGGGCUAUGUAGCGGUUGCCUAGCAACUCUCGCACUGAGACAGUGCAGGUGCAUGGGAAAUCUGCAGGUCCACCUGGUUGGGGAGUGUGUGUUUGUGUGUGUGUGUGUGUGUGUGUGUGUGUGUGUGUGUGUUCGCGCGCGCGCACAUAUACACACUCAGGGAUUGAAUCCAAGGAGCCUGAGCCACACGUGAAUGAGCAAGCCGGCAUGAGUCCUAAGUGCUGAGAGAUGGACAGGUUCAAUGGUCUGUCAGUUGAAAAGUGGAUUUUAAAAAGCAUGGCAUUGCUGUACUGUGGGAUUUUAUUCAACCAUAAAAGGAAAUAAUGGAGUGUCGAUGCUGGUCUAUCUCCUGCGGAGGCAGGGGGAUCAUGAGUUCGAGGCCAGCCUGCAAUACGUAGAACUUGUCUCAGAAAAAAAUGAAGUAUAUAGAUCGAUGGACUUACAACCCUGUGCCCUUUUUCUAUUUUAUUUUAAGACAACUCCCUAAAUUACCCAGCCUGGUCUUCAACUUGUGAUUUCCUUGCCUCAGUCUUCUGAGGAGCUAGAAUUUCAGCCAAGAACCUCCGUGCCUGGUACACAAGUGUUAAUAUUUUAAUCUUACUGUAUGGAUUUGUGAAUUAGUAAAGCAAUAAAACAGUUACUUCAUAUUUUCAUUUAUA
Cavia porcellus (domestic guinea pig) is the source of this 2693-nucleotide messenger RNA. RefSeq names its product single-stranded DNA cytosine deaminase. Bases 138 to 929 code for a protein of 263 amino acids. Gene Ontology annotation, cellular component: nucleus; P-body; cytoplasm. NCBI's taxonomy places the organism in Eukaryota, Metazoa, Chordata, Mammalia, Rodentia, Caviidae. Gene Ontology annotation, molecular function: zinc ion binding; cytidine deaminase activity; RNA binding. Gene Ontology annotation, biological process: negative regulation of single stranded viral RNA replication via double stranded DNA intermediate; DNA cytosine deamination; cytidine to uridine editing. The transcript is spliced from 3 exons. The record is from RefSeq and is a predicted model, not a curated record.